This is a messenger RNA of Microtus ochrogaster (prairie vole), 1418 nucleotides long. Its product is annotated as G protein-coupled receptor 39. Gene Ontology annotation, biological process: G protein-coupled receptor signaling pathway. Gene Ontology annotation, cellular component: membrane. NCBI's taxonomy places the organism in Eukaryota, Metazoa, Chordata, Mammalia, Rodentia, Cricetidae. Gene Ontology annotation, molecular function: G protein-coupled receptor activity. The record is from RefSeq and is a predicted model, not a curated record.
UCUCUUCCUCAUGGCUUCAUCCAGUGACUCUAGCAAUGUCUGCUCCAGAGUCAUCGACCACAGCCAAGUCCGCGAAUUUGAGGUGGCCACUUGGAUCAAAAUCACCCUCAUCUUGGUGUACCUGAUCAUCUUCGUGGUGGGCAUCUUGGGCAACAGCGUCACCAUCAGGGUCACGCAGGUAUUGCAGAAGAAAGGCUAUUUGCAGAAGGAGGUGACAGAUCACAUGGUCAGUUUGGCUUGUUCAGAUAUCUUGGUCUUUUUGAUUGGCAUGCCCAUGGAGUUCUACAGCAUCAUUUGGAACCCCCUGACCACACCCAGCUACCCGCUGUCCUGCAAGCUCCACACGUUCCUCUUUGAGGCAUGCAGCUACGCCACCUUGUUGCACGUGCUGACCCUCAGCUUUGAGCGCUACAUCGCCAUUUGUCACCCCUUCAGGUACAAGGCCGUGUCUGGACCUUGCCAGGUGAAACUACUGAUUGGCUUCGUCUGGGUCACGUCCGUCCUGGUGGCGCUGCCCUUGCUCUUUGCCAUGGGUAUCGAGUACCCCCUGGUGUCUGUGCCCACCCACAGAGGACUCAACUGCAACUUCACUCGCACCCGCCACCACGAGCAACCUGAGACCUCCAAUAUGUCCAUCUGCACCAACCUCUCCAGCCGCUGGACCGUCUUCCAGUCCAGCAUCUUUGGGGCCUUCGCGGUUUACUUGGUGGUUCUGGUGUCUGUGGCUUUCAUGUGUUGGAAUAUGAUGAAAGUACUCAUGAGGAGCAAGCGGGGUACUCUGGCAGGGGCCGGGCCACAGACGCAACUGAGGAAGUCGGAGAGUGAGGAAAGCCGGACGGCGAGAAGACAGACCAUCAUAUUCCUGAGACUGAUCGUGGUGACACUGGCUGUGUGUUGGAUGCCAAAUCAGGUUCGGCGGAUCAUGGCUGCGGCAAAACCCAAACAUGACUGGACCAAGUCAUACUUCAAGGCAUACAUGAUCCUUCUCCCCUUCUCGGACACGUUCUUCUACUUCAGCUCUGUCGUCAACCCUCUCCUGUACAACGUGUCUUCUCAGCAGUUCCGGAAGGUGUUUUGGCAGGUCCUCUGCUGCCGGCUGACUCUGCAGCACGCCAACCAUGAGAAACGCCUGCGCGCCCGCUUCAGCUCCACCAAAGACAGCACCCGCUCAGCCCGCAGCCCCCUCAUCUUCCUAGCCUCCCGGCGGAACUCUUCCUCCAGGAGAACGAACAAGGUGUUCCUGAGCACUUUUCAGACCGAUGCCCGGCCUGGAGAAGCUAAGCCCCAGCUCUUGAGUCCUGAGUCAUCACAGACAACUGAUUCCACCACGGAAAAUGGUAUCCAGGAGCAGGGAGUGUGAGCGUCCAGUUCAGAAGCCUUGAGCAGAAACUGACUCUUCCCUCCCACAAAAGCAAAGU